Messenger RNA from Mesitornis unicolor (brown roatelo), 1470 nucleotides. Its product is annotated as histone deacetylase 4. The annotation marks the transcript as partial. Gene Ontology annotation, molecular function: histone deacetylase activity. Lineage: Eukaryota; Metazoa; Chordata; Aves; Mesitornithiformes; Mesitornithidae. The transcript has 12 exons. Gene Ontology annotation, biological process: chromatin organization. Gene Ontology annotation, cellular component: histone deacetylase complex. The record is from RefSeq and is a predicted model, not a curated record.
AUUAUAUCCAAACCCAAUGAACCAGCUCGCCAGCAUGAAAGCCACCCUGAGGAGACAGAAGAAGAGUUACGGGAACACCAAGCCCUUUUGGAGGAGCCAUACAGCGACAGAGUCACAAGCCAAAAGGAGGCCCCAGGGCUGGCCAACAUGGUGCAAGUGAAGCAGGAACCCAUCGAGAGCGAUGAGGAGGAAGCAGAGCCACAGCAGGAGCUGGAGUCUGGGCAGAGGCAAGCUGAGCAGGAGCUGCUCUUCCGUCAGCAAGCCCUUCUGUUGGAGCAGCAACGCAUUCACCAGCUGAGAAACUACCAGGCAUCGCUGGAGGCAGCAGGCAUGCCUGUCUCUUUCGGAGGACAUCGGCCUCUGUCCCGUGCACAGUCCUCUCCUGCCUCUGCUACCUUCCCAAUGUCUGUACAGGAGCCACCCACUAAGCCAAGAUUCACAACAGGCCUUGUAUAUGACACCUUGAUGCUGAAACACCAGUGUACCUGUGGAAACACCAACAGCCACCCGGAGCACGCGGGGAGGAUCCAGAGCAUCUGGUCCCGGCUCCAGGAGACAGGUCUCCGUGGCAAGUGUGAGUGCAUUCGUGGAAGAAAAGCAACUCUAGAAGAGCUACAGACAGUUCACUCAGAAGCCCAUACGCUGCUGUACGGCACAAACCCUCUGAACAGACAGAAAUUGGACAGCAAGAAACUUCUAGGUUCUUUAACGUCGAUGUUUGUCAGGCUUCCUUGCGGUGGUGUCGGGGUGGACAGUGACACAAUUUGGAAUGAGGUUCACUCAUCUGGUGCCGCUCGCCUGGCCGUGGGCUGUGUCAUUGAGCUCGUGUUCAAAGUAGCCACAGGAGAACUGAAGAAUGGAUUUGCUGUUGUUCGGCCUCCAGGUCACCAUGCAGAAGAGAGCACACCCAUGGGUUUCUGCUAUUUUAACUCCGUGGCAAUCGCAGCCAAGCUGCUCCAGCAAAGACUGAAUGUUAGCAAAAUCCUUAUAGUGGACUGGGAUGUUCACCACGGGAAUGGUACUCAGCAAGCUUUCUACAAUGAUCCUAAUGUUCUUUAUAUUUCACUACAUCGCUAUGAUGACGGGAACUUCUUUCCAGGCAGUGGUGCACCCGAUGAGGUUGGCACAGGAGCAGGAGUUGGUUUCAAUGUUAACAUGGCCUUUACUGGUGGCCUUGAUCCACCGAUGGGAGACACAGAAUACUUAACUGCUUUCAGAACGGUGGUAAUGCCCAUUGCCAAUGAAUUUGCCCCAGAUGUUGUGCUGGUGUCAUCUGGUUUCGAUGCGGUGGAAGGCCAUCCCACACCUCUUGGAGGAUAUAAUCUAUCAGCAAAAUGCUUUGGGUACCUGACGAAGCAGCUGAUGGGCCUGGCCGGAGGCCGCGUUGUCCUGGCCCUCGAAGGAGGCCACGACCUGACCGCCAUUUGUGAUGCCUCAGAAGCGUGCGUUUCUGCUUUGCUGGGAAAUGAG